UCGAAUCUCCCCAACAACACCCGCUCUUGCGCUCAGUUCGUUUUCACACUCUGGAAUUGCCACUUGGCGGUGCCCUGGCGCCACGCUCUGGGAGUAAAGGCAAAAGCAGCCAUUUUGGUGGGUGUGGGUGGUUUUACUGGCAUCAACAUGAUGCGAUGUGUGUUGCAGUUUUGGUGGUGAAUGCUGCAGUACUGAUUUUCUAGCAUUGGAUCUGCAUUGCGUCUGCUAGUGUUUGAAGCUGCGCAAACUGGUGAAAGCAUUCGGUGGUAAUACUUCACUGACGUGUUGUGGUUAAGUAUCGGAAGCACGAAAUGGUGCGAUCAAGGUUGUCAGCGUCUGUUGAGGAUCCUUCCCUUAACGUCAUUGUGGACUUGGGUCAUCCCCUUGCUAACACCUCCGUCGAUGGAUUCCUCAAAGUUGGAGCGGUCGGUGCAGCCCAUGCUGCUUUGCAAGACACAUUCCGUAUCUUGAAGAGCGAGCAAGUGACUAAGACCGACGUCGAGAAACUGGUUAAGAGGACUGGUUUUGAAGGUCUUCAAUGGGGAGCGGUAGCUGGAGUAUACGCCGGGGUCGAAUACUCGUUGGAGAAGGCGCGUUCAAAACAGGACUGGAAAAAUGCCGCCAUUGGAGGAGCGGUGACGGGAGCCCUGCUGUCGGUGAGCGACUGCAGCUUCGCUAGGGACAAGAUGGUACAGCAUGCCCUGACUGGGGCGGGCAUCGCCACCGCGUCGGAGAUCAUCCGCAACUUGAUGUAAAUCCUGGUGUACCCCUCUUGUGCCAAAUCAUCCGACCUGCAUUGUCCACCUGGGCAAUCCUGAGUUUUGCCUCCAACCAUGAGCGAUGACAUGGCAGCAGUAGCUUGUGUAGCGCUUUUGUACUAGUUCAUGAAAGGAGGCUGUGCAGAAUGAGGUUGUGUACAAUUAGUGGACCUUGGACAGUGAGCUAGCUAGAUAGGUAGAUCGAUGGAUAGAGGAGUUUUUAUCCUAAUGUGCCAUUACUGAUAUCUGUACCUCAUGUCUCCUCUAAGAACAAUGCUUAUCUCACGAUUCUGGUUUUUUUAUUGUUA
This is a messenger RNA of Physcomitrium patens, 1066 nucleotides long. NCBI's taxonomy places the organism in Eukaryota, Viridiplantae, Streptophyta, Bryopsida, Funariales, Funariaceae. The record is from RefSeq and is a predicted model, not a curated record.